CCUCCGCGCGCGGACGUGGUGACGCGGCGCCAGCGUCGCGGAGCAACAUGGCGGAGCGGCGGAGGUCGGUGUUGCGGGAAGGGGUGCGGAUCUUUACCCUCUGCCUGUGCUGGUACACGGUCAGCUCCGGCGGCAACGUCAUCAACAAGAUGAUUCUGAACAAGUUCCCAUACCCGGUCACCGUGUCGCUGUUCCAUAUCCUCGCCAUCUGCGUCUUCAUGCCACCGCUGAUUCGUGCCUGGAACAUCCCGCCGGCCGCCGAGCUGCCGCCUCGCUACUUCGUGCGCCUUGUGCUGCCGCUUGCCUUUGGCAAGUACUUCGCUUCGGUGUCGGCCCACAUCAGCAUUUGGAAGGUACCCGUGUCGUACGCGCAUACAGUUAAGGCUACCAUGCCUAUUUGGGUGGUGUUUCUGUCCCGUAUCAUCAUGAAGGAGAAGCAAACUAUGAAGGUCUACAUGUCGCUUAUCCCAAUCAUAUCUGGAGUUUUCUUGGCAACAGUGACUGAACUCUCCUUUGACAUUUGGGGACUAGUUAGUGCACUUGCUGCCACCCUCUGCUUUUCUCUUCAGAACAUCUUCUCUAAAAAGGUGCUGAGGGACACACGGAUGCAUCACCUUCGACUUCUCUAUAUCCUUGGAUGCUAUGCUGUAAUCUUUAUGAUUCCAACUUGGAUCCUUGUCGAUCUCUCUGCAUUUUUUGUUAACAGCUCAGUUACAGAUACCUCGCACUGGCAUUGGACACUCGUAUUACUGAUUGUCAGUGGUUUCUGUAACUUUGCUCAGAACAUGGUUGCCUUCAGUAUCCUGAACCUCAUCAGCCCACUUAGCUACUCAGUGGCCAAUGCUACCAAGAGAAUCAUGGUGAUUACAGUGUCUCUACUCAUGUUGCAAAACCCAGUUACUGCCACCAAUAUCGUGGGGAUGAUGACUGCUAUUGUCGGGGUGUUUGCCUAUAACAAGGCUAAAUAUGAUGCCAAUCAAGAGGCCAAGAGGAAGUUGCUCCCAGUAACUUCAGGGGAUCUUAUUUCCCUUAAUCAGUAUCAAGAACUGUCUGAUGAACAGAAGGUACAGCUGAAUGGGACGGCACUGUACCCACAGCACUCUGAGUACCAGUACGGACGGACUGGUCUGCUGGCAGAACAGUCACAGUACAACCGACAGAGCAACGCUGGAGCCACCUAUGUGUCCAAUCGAUUCGAUGUCUAAGACUUGUGAAUGGAGGCGUACAACUUCAUUCGUAACUUAUUCUGUGCACUGUUGGAAACCUUUGGUUAUCCGAUAGAUUUUAUCAAGAGACCUCAUCUGAGGCCCUAUUAUUUUAAUUUUCUGGUAUUCGAGAGAAGACUGUAACUUGGAUUUGAUGAAGAUGUGUGUUAUAUUCUCUGCAAUUCUACUCUUUUUCCAGCAUUCACUCAGGCCGGAUAUCAUGGGGAUUAAGAGCGGGAUGGUAAACCAGUGUGAAAUGAUUACUUCACAUGAAGAAGGGUUCUGCUUAUGUUGAUUCCCUGCCGCAAAGCCUAUUGAUUAGAUGUUGGAUUGGUAAUGAACGAUUAAUGGCCCUGGCCAUCUGAUCCAUUGUAGUCUCUGCAUGACAGAAUUGUGUUUAAAUGCAAUACAGUUGACCAAAUCUUCAUCUAAUGAUACUUUUGGGGUGACUUUUUGUCAAUCAUAUUCCGUUUAUAUAGAUAAUGAUCUUUUGACUGUCAGUGAUUGGUGAAUUGGCAAGUAUUGAUCAAUUAGUUCCAGUAUCUUCCAUGCUGUAUGUAAAUAUGUGUGUGCUUUGGGAGGAGGGAAGGUAUGACAUCAUUGUUAAGGUCUACCUCUGUAAUGUGCAUGCUAGUUCAAUACCCAGGCUGGUGUUUGUUAACAAUAGACACCCUGGUAACCAGACUUGAUUUGAUAAGCUGCUGGUGUUUACAGUAUAGAUUAGUUGGAUUCUGAUCAUGCUAACUCUAAAUCAUAAUAAUCUACUUUAGCAUCCCAAGUUUAAGCAAGCAAGUCAAAUAAACAGACGCAUAUGGUGAUUGAACUACAGAUCAUAUAUUGUUGUCCCCCAUAAUCAAGUUUUAACAGAUUAGCUGAGCUGAGUUAGAAGGUCAUAGGCUCAAGCCCACUUCAGAAUUUUCAGCAUACAAUCUGAGCUGCAAUUGGCUACAAUGACAAGAGAGCUCAAGAACAGAAACAUUUUUUUUGCAAAGCCCUGUAAUUUUGAUUGCUGAAUGUAAGGAGAGCAUGGGAGUUGUUCCUAAUGCCUGGGCCAAUGUUUCUCAACCAAAGUUACCAAAACAGAUUUUUAUAUCACCUACUGUAUUUGUUAGGACAGCUGUUCGUGGGAUCUCGCUGUAUGCAAGCUGAUUAUUGUGCUCCUACAUCACAACAAUAAAUGUGGAAAGUUUUUUUUUGCGGGGGGGGGAGCUUUGAAAAGGCACAAAGCACUGGGUGAAUGCAAAUCUUUUCUAUAUUCAGACAACCCAGUAAUUUGUAAUAUUUAAAAUUGUAGACAGCUGUGUUGGGAAAUGUGUGCUUGUACGGGUGAAAUCGUGAGGUGUCAGUCUACAAUUGAUGCUGGCAGCCAGUGUUCAGGACAAGUGUGCAGGCUCCAAGAUGGGAACAAAUCUCUUUAAAAUGUUGAAAAUUCGAUAGAUUAGGAUUUACAAGAAGAUGGUGCAGAAGUAAGCUGCAAGUUAUUUUCAGUGUAUUUCUUCUUGUGAAUAGCGUACAUAGAACAGGAACCUGUCAUUUCUGUACAGAUGCAGUUUUAUACACUAUUGUUCAUAAUCACCCAAGAAUUGGUUCUACUGUGUCAGAGUUACAUGUACCCAAAUAUUCAUCCAUUCUGUUUUGCUCUUUUGUAAAGCAAAAUCAUUAGUUACAGUUAAAAAAAAUUGGCAGUAACUAAAUAUGUAUCAGCUGGCUAAAUUGCUGGUCUUGGAUUGACUUGUGUCAUGCAGCAGUUUGUUGUGCCCAAAGAGAGAGAUAAAUGCUUUAAUGAAUGAAAAAUAGUCACAUCAGUACUACCAAAUAAAAGGGAAGUGCUUUCUGUACUUGUUCAUCAUACAAUCCUCUUGGUGCUUGUUUCUUCACUGGUUCCUGUUUCCUUUAGAUUUGAGAAUAGCUUCCAUUUCCACUGGGGCUCACAUUAUGUCACUAUUUUUCUUGGACUGUUACUGUCUUCCUUUCUUUGUAUCUUCUGCAUAUUAAAUCAUCUUAUAAUUGAAAAUGAUUUGUUCACACUUUCCUGUUCCCCCAAUUACUGCCCACCCUGAACAGUUUAAUGCCAAAAGUGAACAUUGGUAAUUGCAGUGUAUGUGCAGGGUGCAGGGUCCAGGUGCAUUCCUCAAAGGGGAGGACCAUGCAAUAAUGUGUAACGAAAUUCUCAAUGUUAUAAAUGGAAGAGGUCCAGAGGUCUGUUUUUAUAAUUUUUAAGUUAUUAGUUAAAAUCCAGCUAGGUAACAUUUUGCAUUGCAUUCCACUUUUUGUGCCCUGAAGUUUGUAUGGCUUCAGCAUUAGCAAAGAUGGUGAUAGCGCUCUGCAUCACCACGAUAAUUAAACCAAUUCCCAUUAUAACUUACUGAAUAUAAACUGUGGGGAGCAUUUGAAGUUAAAAUGUCCUAUUUAAGCCUGUUUUACACAUCAUUCACUGAAACUCUUCCAGGUUGUCACUGAGAAUCUUAUUUUGCAGUAUAUCUAAGAAGUAGAACUCAUUUUGGGAGUUCAUUGAAACAUUUUUAUUGGUAAUUCUCAUGCUGAAUUCCAUUGCUAUGUUUAAAUUUCUAUCCUGUCUUGCCAAGACUGUGCUCUUUGUUUAAACUAUGCAGCUUAUUCCUUAAAGGGGAAGAAGUUUAUUCCUCAAAUUGACUAAAUUCCAUUGCUUCAAAAAUAUUCAAGUAAUUGUAAAGUAUUUUGGAAAAUACAUGAGAUGCCUUUAUCUAAAAGGUACAUGUGUACUGCAAACUCAAGAUCUAUAAGUAUAUGCAUACUGCAGCUGCAGAAUAUCAUUAAUUGUUACAGUGUAUUUGGCUUGGUUCUGAAGUGAUGCCCAUAUGUUCAACUACUUGCAGUUCUCAAUAGUGCAGCCUGUAUUGAAUGCUAGAGAAACAUUCAUUUGAUCUGAUAAAAUGACCUCUGUUACCAGUUUUAAAACAAAUACAUCUGAGUUUUAACACAAAAGCUUAACACAGCUGUAAGGUUUAAAGAUGGAAUAAAAUGGUUUAAAGAUCUGCUCAGCUCCCACUGAUGGCUGCACUGCCAGCUAUAAAGAUAGUGGAUUGUGCCCAUCCAUAGUUCAUGUUCUGACAGUAGUUUAAUUUCAUCCACAUCUCCACAUUUUUUGUCUCUUUAGAGCACAUAAGACUGAUUUAUCUGGCUUUAAAUAGCCUUUUUUAAAUGUUGUGCAAUAUUUAUUUUAUAAAUACUGUAGACAUUUGAGAUUAAAUCUACCUCUCAGGGUUUAAUUGUGGGUAGUGUACUAGUUGUAUGCAGGUGUAAUUAAUAUUCUCAACAGCUGUGUCACUGAAAUGUGUAAAACUAAUUAGCUUAAAAAUUGGACAGAUUACUUCUCUUGGAAUGGGGUUUUACAUAUAAGAUAUGCAAAUCUAUAAUUUAAAAAGUCAUAUAGGAAAUUGGGGUAUUUCUAAUUGAACAUGAAAGCAAUUGGUUUGUGAAGUUUCAUGUAGCCAGUCAAGUGCAAACGUUUUUUGAAGCUGGAUAAUGGAAGUUUAAUAAUCUUAAGAGGUGCAGGUACAUAUGGGAUGAAGAAUUAACGAGUAUAGGAAAUUUAGAAAUUUGGGGAUCUUAGUAGCAAAAGGGAACAUAGGUUACUUGCUAACUUGGAGAGAAUAGAACACAAAGGAGUUCAGGGGUACAUGAAUUUAGGCUAUGUAACAAGUUAAUUCGAAUAAAGUUUGAAUCUGGUGUGCUACUUACUCAUUUUCUUGCUGUUAUCUAGAGAUUUACUUUUUAAUCAAAUAACAUUAACAGAAAAAUUGCUCCCCUUAGACAAGUCACCCAUCCUUUGUUUAAAAAGGAAAUCAUUAUAUUUGUUUUAAGGACAGUGUGUUGCUGUGCAAUUCAUUGCUGUUCAAAAUUUUACUUUUGUCCAUUAGUAUAAACAAUGGUAAAAGUGUUCGUAUUCUCUUUUGUCACAGUGAAAAUUAUGCUUCAUAAUCUAAUGUGAAUUACAGAAUUAAGUGAAUUUUCUCUUGGACCUAGUUUAGACUCGCAGCAUUAAGUUAAUUUCUAAUGAAGUUAAAAUGUAUUUUGGGGGGAAUUCAGUGAUUUGCUUGCUUGUUUUUCUAGCAGAGGUGUUGAUUUUACAUUAAAAUAAUUAUUCAUAACAAUAUAGGCAUCUGAUAUAAUGCCGGUACUACAGAAACAAAGCUUCCAAGGAUGCCAGAGUGUUCUGACAUGCAGGUUUUUCUCCCUCUCUCAUGGAAUGCGUCUAUCCUUCUCUGGCCAUAUUGUGUAUAUUUUCACUCCGACAUCUUUGUCCUUAAACUAACUGCCUUAAUUAGCAAACAAAGUAAGUACAGUUAGUAAUGAAGGUGUUGAAUGUCUUGCCCUGAAAGUGAAUUGACCUGGGAUUUUAAAACGCAAAUAACAGGAAUUCUGCAGAUGCUGGAAAUUCAAGCAACACACAUCAAAGUUGCUGGUGAACGCAGCAGGCCAGGCAGCAUC
Molecule: messenger RNA, 5675 nt
Organism: Mobula hypostoma (lesser devil ray)
Lineage: Eukaryota; Metazoa; Chordata; Chondrichthyes; Myliobatiformes; Myliobatidae
Gene: slc35e1
Product: solute carrier family 35 member E1
Exons: 6
Coding region: 48-1205 (385 amino acids)
Cellular component (GO): Golgi apparatus
Molecular function (GO): antiporter activity
Source: RefSeq, a predicted model, not a curated record